This is a messenger RNA of Aspergillus alliaceus, 411 nucleotides long. RefSeq lists its product as uncharacterized. The transcript has 4 exons. The record is from RefSeq and is a predicted model, not a curated record. Bases 1 to 411 code for a protein of 136 amino acids. Lineage: Eukaryota; Fungi; Ascomycota; Eurotiomycetes; Eurotiales; Aspergillaceae.
AUGGACCCUACGGGCAAAAUCGAUUCUACUCAAUGCUCUCCACAGCUGUUUCGGAUAAAAGAGAGCAUCAGUGUGUAUGAAGCUCCGCGGAGUUUGUGCCCGUCAUCAGAGGAUCUCCAAGAUUAUGAUUGGGAGCAUCUUCAAGAAAAUUACACCAACACGAUGGAGAAACAUGGGACAGUUGAAGAGGGUUUGCGAGCUCAGAUCUCGAAACUUCUCGAGGUUUUCAUGGCGUGGUCUCAGACUACUGUUGUCCGUGAUGAAACCAGAGCGCUAAAGAGAUUCAAAACGCAAAUGCAGCACGUACAAAAUUCAGAGGAGGAGUUGGAGAAAAAGCGGAAACACUACAAUGACGUUGUAAAGGCAUUCGAAAGUGCUCUUGCGCUCCUUAAUGACCGCAUAAAAGCUUGA